GAGCCAUUUCAGCGGCAGUCUCGACUCCAAGUUCUAGUAAGUUUCGUUCUGUGCCUAAGAUAGAUAUACCUGCUACAACAGAACUCGCAGCCAGAUAUGAACGUGAAUGGAAUACUAUUCGAAUGGAAGACGAAAAAAACUUUCGAAAUGCAGCAGUUGCCGAUGAAUUAAUUCAGAGAAUACUUAAAACUUGUGAAAGCCGUCAUGAAGCAUGCGAAUUAGUCAAGUCAGAAUCUAAUCAGUUACCUAAAGUAAAGGAAAUGAUCGAAGAGAUGGCAAUGUCUGCAGUUUCUCUAAAAGGAAAGUUAACAGAGAUAGAGAAAAUGAUUGACGACUUUGCAAAAGGCAACGAUGAGUUAGAAUUCGAGGAAUGGAAGCAGCAACAACGCCUUUUGUUUAACAAACAUGUCAAUGAAAAAAAUGAGGAGCUGGAAGAAAAAAGAGUACUGUAUCAACAACAUUAUGAAGAGUUUAUAACUAAUCAUCAGGUUCAGAGGAUACAGCUUUACCAAGCCAAUUUUGAAGCGCAAAUGGAAGAUUAUCGAAAUCGAGUAAUAGAUCCUUCUAUGUUUAAUGCACAUUCUAUACGGUCAAUACAAUAUCAAUCUGAAGAUGAUGUUAUAGCUAAGUUAGAUCAAGUUGUACUUGAAACAGCAGAUGAUCGAAGUGCUUUGGAAGAUUUUCUUGGCUCGAGUGACACUGAAGACAUUAUUGAAAUUCAAUCCUGA
Messenger RNA from Cetraspora pellucida, 728 nucleotides. The record is from the annotation of a GenBank genome assembly. Lineage: Eukaryota; Fungi; Glomeromycota; Glomeromycetes; Diversisporales; Gigasporaceae.